GCGCCUUGUGAUUCAGAACGGGCACCUGGAUCUGCGUCAGCGUAUAUCACUCGCCCGUCUCAAAUAUUGUCAGCUUUGAUUGCACUUCCCCCCUCCCUUAUCGACCUCCUAGAGACCCACUGCUUCUCCUGAAGCCGGCAGCCCUCAUGCUUACCUUCAAAGUCAUCCUCCUCGCUGUCUCUGGGGUCAUCUUCACUCGGGCAAUCAGCCCUCCAAGUCGACGCGCACCGGGCGGGUCGAAAGGCGAUGGCGUAUACAGAGGCCAGGCGUUUGAAUACCUUGUGCGCUUUCUGGCCUAUCUCGUAUGGCUCGCUGUGCUGCCUACCAUAGCGUCAACACUCCUACUGGCCCUGUAUGACCAUAUCCCCGCCGUCGCGCCGCUGCUGUGUCCGAGCAGCCCCGACCAGCUCGAACCCCUUCUGAAACUAUCGCCGAGGUUCCUCAUCGGCACCUUCCUCACCAUCAGCGGCGGCUCGAUACGCCUCUGGUCGUACCAGGCCAUGGGCGAGCUCUUCACGUACGAAGUCUCCAUCAAGAAAAGCCACUCCCUCGUCACCUCCGGGCCGUACGCCUACGUCCGCCACCCGUCGUACACAGGAGUCAUCCUCAUGCUCAUCGGCGAGCACCUGAUGCAGUUCGGCGACGCCGGCUACGUACCCUACUGCGGCAUCAAGCACACGCCCUUCUGGCCGGUCGUGUACAGCUGGCCGUUUAUAGCCCUCUUCGGCGGAUUCUCGCUUUUCCGACGGUGCGCGGUCGAGGACAAGCAGCUGGUUGAGCACUUCGGCGCGGUGUGGAAGGACUACUCGGCGCGGACGCGGUAUCGGCUGUUCCCUUACGUAUAUUAGUGCCGUUGUUUUGUAACUGGGCUCUUCGCGGGCGAUAUUAACAUACAGAUCGCAGCCGUUCUAUUGCCACUG
Trametes versicolor FP-101664 SS1 is the source of this 920-nucleotide messenger RNA. RefSeq lists its product as uncharacterized. Lineage: Eukaryota; Fungi; Basidiomycota; Agaricomycetes; Polyporales; Polyporaceae. Gene Ontology annotation, molecular function: protein C-terminal S-isoprenylcysteine carboxyl O-methyltransferase activity. Gene Ontology annotation, biological process: C-terminal protein methylation. The transcript is spliced from 2 exons. Bases 147 to 848 code for a protein of 233 amino acids. The record is from RefSeq and is a predicted model, not a curated record. Gene Ontology annotation, cellular component: membrane.